Osmerus eperlanus (European smelt) is the source of this 1409-nucleotide messenger RNA. RefSeq names its product protein FAM177B. NCBI's taxonomy places the organism in Eukaryota, Metazoa, Chordata, Actinopteri, Osmeriformes, Osmeridae. The coding region runs from base 205 to 729 and encodes 174 amino acids. The transcript has 5 exons. The record is from RefSeq and is a predicted model, not a curated record.
GGCGUCAACCUUCCAGGAACGUGUUAGACAGGAUCAUCACAGACAUGGUAACUGAUGUAGGACACCUGAAUUCUGUUUCUUUCAGUACUCUUUAAAGCUUUUCCUUUCAUCUGUCACAGUGCAUGUGCUUGUAAGAUAUAUGUUCACUGCAAAAACCUGCUGGGCUGCUAAAGUACCAGGAAAAUACAUUUGUAUGUGUCGAGGAUGAACAACAAUCUCCAGGAAGGUGUUGACGUCCAGGAGACUGAGUUUGGGGGUCCCUCCUUGUCCAAGGAGAGGAGGGUCAUCCACUUCUCUAGCGGCGAGACCCUGGAGGAGGAAGGCAGCGAGGAGGAGGACGGAGAGAAGGACCAGCCAGCCUUGACAGAACCUGCAAACACAGAACCUGCAAACACAAGUAAAUUCUCCUGGAGGACUGUGGCUAGGGUGUCUCUCCAGACGUGUGAUUUUCUGGGGGGAAAACUGGCAGGUUUACUUGGACUGAACGCAGCCAAGUACCAGUAUGCCAUAGACGAGUUCUGCCGUGACAGCAAGCCUGCAGAUCGGAACCCAGACAAGGCCUCGUCUGAGGAUGGAAAAGAGAAGGUGCACCUCUCUCCCAGGAACAGUGUUGCAUACGGAACAACCGGUUCUCCUGCGUUCCUCGGUCCUCCAGCCCCUCGUGAACACUCUGGACACACGAGCGGAGGAUCUGUCAACACGGGGUACCAGGAGGACCAUGAACAAUGAUUAAAUUACAUUUUGAUAAACAGUUGUGCUUGAAUGGAGUGAUGUGCUGUGCUUUCUCUCUCUCAAUCUUUGUCUCUGUCUCUCUCUCUCUGUCUCUGUCUCAGGACAUAAAACUUCAGUCUUAAACACUUAAAACAAUACUUAUAUGGACAUACAGCUGCAAAAUGUAUAUAAUAAAUCUAAAUAAAUACUGGCAAAAAUAAACUUCUCAGCGAAGCGACAAUAACACAAUCUGACCACGAAGGGGCGCUGCAACACAAAAAAUCCGCGGGAUGAAGUGAGUUUAACUUACUGAUAGACAGCUGCCGCUCUCUUUUUCUAUUGGAGGAAAUGGUAAAAUCGGAACAGCGCCAAAAAACCUACCAGAGGCUGUCAGAAUAUUACAUCCGUAGUGGUUUAGCACAACGUUUUAUGGAUUUUUAGCUAAAGAAUCCUCGGUUGCGGGCAAUAAGAGGUUAAAUAUAUCGUAGUUCCUCUAAAAUAUAUAUUUAUUAACUUCAUGAAUACUUUCUUUAAAAAUGUUGUAUUGUGGGAAUAUGACAUCGACGAGGUGGCCGAGUGGUUAAGGCGAUGGACUGCUAAUCCAUUGUGCUCUGCACGCGUGGGUUCGAAUCCCAUCCUCGUCGACAAUUUUCAUUUUUAACUUAGGUGAUACUAUAACUGUAACCGUUUUAUUGAAA